Molecule: messenger RNA, 3695 nt
Organism: Glycine soja
Lineage: Eukaryota; Viridiplantae; Streptophyta; Magnoliopsida; Fabales; Fabaceae
Product: serine/threonine-protein kinase dst1
Exons: 19
Coding region: 80-2587 (835 amino acids)
Biological process (GO): protein phosphorylation; intracellular signal transduction; regulation of MAPK cascade
Molecular function (GO): protein kinase activity; ATP binding
Source: RefSeq, a predicted model, not a curated record
GCCCAGUAAGCAUCGUAUGCCUUCUGCAAGUCACGAGUGAAAGGAUUGAUUCCCUUUUCACCCUCUCGGAGUGGAAAAAAUGGAUCGGAGCUCUUUCUCACCGGGAACCGGAAAAACCCGAACCAAACCGGACAUAUACUCUACCUUCGUGGUCCACGACGACGAAGACGAUGACGGAGGAGGAACCUUCCGGCGCCGGAAAUCCGGCGGCGGCGCGCAGCCACAGGACGAUCCGUACGCGACAAUGGUGUUCAAAGACAACGGCCACGACGACGAGGACGACGAAGACUCCUCUCUUCCUCCGCUCCUCAAGCGCCUCCCCAAGGACUUCGGCGGCGGAGCGCCGCUGGACUACGACGACGAAGACGAUGACGCCGGCGACUUCGGCACAAUGAUCGUGAAGUCCGACCGGAGCCGGCAGCGCGACCGGCCUUCUUCCGGCGUGGCUUCGCCAGCGUGGAAGGCUCGGAGUCCUCUGAACAGAUUCGGUGGCGAUGACGACGGCGAUGACGACGACGACGACGGAGGAGGAUUCUCGACGUUCGUAGUGCGAUCAACGGUGAAGUCCGGCGAGAGAGAGUCGGUGAGCGGAACCGUGGUUCGACGGACCAGUGGCGGCGGCAGCGUCGGUGUCGGUGUCGGUGUCGGUUCGACGAUGGAGAGAGCGGUGGCGAGCAUGCAAGGGAUGGGAGAGUUCGGAUUCGGAAAGCAGAGGAAGGGAAGUGGAUCUUCGCAGAACGAUGAAGGAAGGCAUCAAUCGAUAACGACGAAGGUUUCGACGAGUUCGAUCCCUGAUAGUGUUACCAGAGAGGACCCUACGACCAAAUACGAAUUGCUCAAUGAACUUGGGAAGGGGUCUUAUGGAGCUGUUUACAAAGCAAGGGACUUGAGAACCUCGGAGAUGGUUGCUAUCAAAGUAAUAUCGUUAUCUGAAGGGGAGGAGGGGUAUGAGGAAAUCCGUGGUGAGAUUGAAAUGUUACAACAAUGUAAUCAUCCAAAUGUUGUCCGUUAUCUUGCAAGCUAUCAGGGAGAAGAGUAUCUUUGGAUAGUGAUGGAGUAUUGCGGUGGUGGUAGUGUUGCUGAUUUGAUGAGCGUGACUGACGAGCCACUUGAUGAGGGUCAAAUAGCAUAUAUCUGUAGAGAGGCACUGAAGGGUCUUGAUUAUUUGCACUCAAUUUUUAAAGUCCAUAGAGACAUUAAAGGUGGGAAUAUCUUAUUAACUGAACAAGGAGAUGUCAAGCUAGGGGAUUUUGGUGUUGCUGCACAGCUUACAAGGACUAUGUCAAAGCGCAAUACGUUCAUUGGAACCCCUCAUUGGAUGGCUCCAGAAGUUAUUCAGGAAAGUCGCUAUGAUGGAAAGGUAGAUGUUUGGGCUCUUGGUGUGUCUGCUAUUGAAAUGGCUGAGGGUGUUCCUCCAAGAUCAUCAGUACAUCCAAUGAGGGUUUUAUUCAUGAUAUCAAUCGAACCAGCUCCAAUGCUUGAGGAUAAAGAAAAAUGGUCUCUAUAUUUCCAUGAUUUUGUUGCCAAGUGCCUAACAAAAGAACCACGUCUCCGCCCUACUGCUUCUGAGAUGUUGAAGCACAAAUUCUUUGAAAAGUGGAAAAGUGGAUCUGCUGCAAUGUUGCCAAAACUAGAAAAGGCGAGGCAAAUCAGGGCUUCAAUGGCUUUGCAGGCACAAGCUCUUCCAGCUGCAUCAGAAGAUCAGGAGUUAGAUUCAAAACUAAAUGAUGAAUAUGGAGGUACUGUUCCAUCCAGACCUCAUAACAUCGGUGUUGAGGGGGCUGCUGAUCUCUCUUCACAUGGCACUACAAGGAAGCUACAUAAAGUGGAAGAUGUAGACACGAGUGAAGGCAACUUUGGCACUGUUAUAAUCCAUGGAGAUGAAUUACAUAAGACCACACAAGAUGCAGAUUCUGCAGUUUCUGUAUCUGCUCUGACCAGUGGCUCAGGAGACAGAUUGGCUGACUCUGGGAUUGAGAGUCAGAAAGUUGGUAUUAUGAACACUGCCUCUUUUAGAGGAUAUAGUGCUACUACCAAUACUGUUCAAUCGUCUUUACCUUAUGUUAGUAAUUCAACUGAGCAGAGCCUCAAAACUAGAGGUACUCAUCGAGCACAAGCUGGAAUUGGUGGUGAUAUAAGCAAUAGCAUAUUCAAGAAUGAAACAGUCAGCCGUAAAGCAUUUGCUUUACAAGAUAAGCUUUGGUCCAUUUAUGCUGCUGGUAAUACAGUGCCCAUCCCGUUCUUAAGGGCAACAGAUAUAUCACCGAUUGCUCUCCUGUCAGACAAUGUACUUGGUGGCAUACAACAGGAUACUGGUGGAACUGGAACAGUGGAAGCAUUGCAAGAGCUUUUUAGUGGUGACGGACAGUCCAAAAAGGGCCGGAGAGGACUAAAUGAGCAGAUGCCUCUUCCUCCAAGCAUUUACCAAAGAUUGACAUCAAGUUCUACUCUAAUGAAUUUGGCGCAGGCUUUAGCUUACCAUAAAAUGUGUUACGAAGAUAUGCCGCUGCAGGAGCUGCAAGCGACCCAGGAGCAGCGGACUAUUCAAAAUCUAUCUGACACCCUUCGAACCAUUCUUCGGUUGUAGCUCAUCUUUUCCUUCCUACACCUUCCAAUAAUAAUUAAAGGACAAAUAUACCUUUUAGUUAGCACUCCCUUCCUCUCCUGCACAACCCUAGCCAUCAUCACCACCAUGUCAUCCUCCACUAUUGUCGGUGCUGACAGGAGUGCAUUCUUCACCACUUCAUCGAAAAAAUUGUCGAAGCGCAAAAGGAGUUGUGAUACUCUCCCUUUAUUAUGGAAUGAUCGUUUCAAAAUGUAUAGGUAUUUCGGAAUAGCUACACUAAAAUAUGAUUUUCCCUAUUUUGGAAUAGCUAUUUCAGAAUACUUAUACUUUUCUAAAAUAAUUAUUCUGAAAUAUUAUUUUUUGUAUUCCACAAUAGUUAUUUUGAAAAUGCAUAGGUAUUAUGAAAUAACUAUUCUGAAAUACGGAAAAUCAUAUACUGGAGGUGACAAAUUUUGGUUUUGGAUUUGAGGAUGUUUCCAACAGCACAAAUAUGAGCAGAGAUGUGUGAAAUGCCACAACCUCAACCUUGAACAUGGUCAUCACCAUAUCUCCGUAUCGAGUCCUUAUAUUAAAGGAAGGUUAUGCAAAAACCCUUGUGGCAUGUCAAAGAUUGUCGCGUCCCUCACCGUUGUUGCAAUCCAAGAGAGCGUGAAGUUAUGGAACCUCGAAGCAGCAUCACGGUUUGAGAGCACAUGAAUCAUGAACCAUUUGGUGUAAAGGGUCAUUGAGUGAGCAUCUCGACCUUGCGGACAUUGAAGUAGAACUCGAGAGAUCUCUUCUUGUCAGAUUGGCUAUUGACUGCCAAUUGCCAUGAUCUCCGUAGGACAUCAGCCAACUCGAGAGAUCUCUUUGACAAGGUUUUUUGAGAAUGUCUUCUCACCUUGAUCAACAGUAUGGUUGCCAAUGGAAUUUUUUAUGGCAUUAGUGACAUGGUGAUUGUGACGGCUAGGGUUGUGGAAGGGAGGGAAGAGGGUGUUGUCUGAAGGAUAUAUACUUUAAUUAUUAUCAGCAGUGCAGAAAGCAAAAGAGGAGGUGCAAGAAGUAAAAGACCUGAGGUUGGGAGAGAUAUAUUAAAGUCUUAUGGUUUUUUAUUUGUAUUUAAUAGGAAUGGUAACACUCUUCCUCGUUA